AAAGAAUUGAUCACACGAUCGCGACCUCACACAUCGUCUACUGGUGUCGGGCCAACUAAUCAUGUUCUAUUCAUACAUCCAUAUCAUCUUCUAGCCUAGAUAACUCGAAGUCAUCCCCCGUUGGGCGGUCCAGUUCGUAUGCAGAGAUCAAUUGUCGAGGCUGUCCAAUUUGGGCAGCACUGAAGCUCUUGGCUGCGAAAGGAGACGGCCAGAAAAUGAGAUAACAUAUCGAAGCGCACAAGAUGCCAAUGAGGCCUCCAGCGAUAACAUCCUCUUUGUGAUGUCUCUACCUCAGCGAUUGGAUUAGAAUGAUGAUGGAGCUUGGAAGCGAGUUACGCACGUAGUCUUCGAGUCUGGUGACUGCGACGAAGAUAGCCCAGCAGAGUGGGGCCAACGUCAGUGUGAAACGGGCCAGAUGGCUUGACCGCAGCGAGCCAGAGGCGGCAGGAGAAUGGAAACACCACGCCGCAAGCUGUCCUGCUAGCCAGAACGACAAGAAUGUCAUCCCCGCAAAUGCAGCUGAUGAGUGGCCGGAUGGGAAGGAACGUCGUCCGUCGAGGAUAUCAUGAUGUUUUCUGCAGAAAUAAAGGUCCGUAUUGGUUCUUCGAGAUAAAAUGGAUCUCACCCUGUGCAAACAGACUCGACAGCAUCCCAUUUACAACGAGCGAGAAAAUCCGGUCGCAAUCUCCCUAGAUCGAGUUAGCGGGGACAAAACAAGGUCAAAAAGGGACCUGUUCUUCAAUGCGUUUGUGAACACCCGCGCCAAGCCCCUGCCCGCAAGAAGCGCCAGCACCCCAUGGUGCACUGCGAAGAGUGAGCGCCGAUAGACACCACCGGCUAGCACAAAAGCCCCAGGGACGAUAAGCGCAAUGAGAUGGUUUGUUGGGCCGCCAAUUCUGCCCCAGUGCAAUCCGGUAAGUUAGGACUAAGGAGGUCACGAGCACUGACUGGCUUUUCGCAUGCGGAUGGCUGAUGAGUGUAUCAUCCAAACGAAAGUCACGUUCGAAAACUGGUAGUCGGGCUGCGACCUCAGAAAGGAUCCAGAAUGCUGUCACGACAAGCCUGCGUUCUUGCUAUUAGGCCAGGCUGAGACUUUGCUCUAGGGCGGACAGACCAGUCAGUGAGAUACGAUCUGUCAGGCCAGUCAAACGCAUCAGUCCCGAACACUCUCCUGAUUCUCGUUCGCAGUGACAUCGUUGUCAGUGACAGAGCGUGGGGAAGCGUGGGAAUCUGUGGGAAACCCCUGCCGGGGCCCGUGCAGACUUCAAAAACGCCAUCGUCACAUGCGUGACGUGUCGCGUCCGUGACAGUUCCUCUCUCUUCUUACUUCACUGCUCCGUCUCCAUGGCUAAGGAGAAACCUUCUGCGAGCAUCAAAGCCAAAGCCAAAGCCAAAGGUCAAAAGUCGAUCCAAUCGUUCUUCAAGAAACCCGCUGCCUCCAAGGCCAAAGGUAGAGCGAAAGCCACCGACGACGAUUCGGAUGGUGCAGCGCAGGAGGACGAGGUCUUUGUCGCCGACGGAGACGACGGAGACGCGGUAAUUGGAAGUGAAGCUGUGUCUUCGGACGACGAAGGUCAAAACGCGACCCGCACCACUACCACAUCCUCCACACGAGACCUCGCGAAAGUCAUCCCUGAGAUGUCCGAGCUACCCCCAAUCAACGAGAUUCCGGCCAUCUUCGCCGACCUCGUAUCACGCAUCCCCAAGAUACAAUCCGUCGCGCAGCGCCUCGCGGGCCGCAAGCUUCGCGUUGCUACGAUGUGUUCCGGCACUGAAUCACCCUUACUGGCACUGGAGUUGAUUGGGAAGGCCGUUCUCGACCAGCACCAGUUGGGCCUGGAUGUCGAGCACGUCUUUUCGUGUGAAAUUGAGCCCUUCAAACAGGCUUACAUAGAACGAAAUUUCCACCCUCCGUUGUUGUUCAGAGAUGUCUGCGAGUUGGGCGGGGAUGAAGCACAUACUGCAUACGGUGCACUCAAACCUGUUCCCGGCAAUGUGGACCUGCUUGUCGCCGGGACAUCUUGCGUUGAUUACUCCAACCUCAACAACGAGAAACAGGACAUCGACGCCAAAGGUGAAUCUGGGCAGACUUUCCGUGGGAUGAUGUCCUGGGUCAAGCGUCACCGUCCGCCGCUCGUGAUUUUGGAAAAUGUGUGCUCGGCCCCAUGGCCUCGAGUCGAGGAAGAAUUCGAGAAGAUUGGCUACGCUGCUCGGUUUGCCCGAUUUGACACGAAGCAGUAUUACAUUGCGCAUACCAGGACGCGGGUGUACUUGAUCGCUGUCGACAUGCGAGGGAAGAGCAAAGACGUGACGAGUUCGAAGCCUGGCUUCAAGUGGAAGAAGAAGCACACAAGGGAUGAUGACUCAGAUGCGGAGCCCGACUCUGGAAUCACUGACGAGUGGUACCGGUUGGUCACCGAGGACCUGAAGCGACCCGCGUCUUCACCUUUGGACGCAUUUCUGCUCGCGACGGACGAUCCACGAAUCCACGAAGCACGACAAAAGCUGGUCAAGGAGAGCUAUAAUGCAGUUGACCGCAAGACGGGGAGGACAGAUUGGAAUCGAUGUGAGCGACGACAUGAGCGUGCUAGAGUCGAGGAGAUGUUGGGCAAGAAGCGACCACUAACAAACUGGGAAGAUGGCGGGUCGUGUCGUAUGCCUGAUUACUGCUGGGCUGACUGGGGCGUUGGUCAAGUCGAGCGUGUCUGGGAUCUGAUGGACAUCUUGUUCCUCCGCUCAGCGAAGAAAGGCAUCGACCCGUCGUACAAAACCUCAGUGUGGAAUCUCUCUCAGAACGUGGACCGUUCUCUGGGUGCGCGGACCGGAAUUUCCCCGUGUCUCACUCCGUCGAUGAUUCCGUACAUCACGAACCGCGGCGGGCCAAUGGUGGGGCUGGAGGCGCUCUCGAUGCAAGGCUUGCCUGUGGACAAAUUACUUCUGACGCGUGAGACGGAGGAUCAGCUGGCCGAUUUGGCAGGGAAUGCCAUGUCGACUACUGUCGUCGGCGCGUGCAUUCUCGCUGCGCUCGUGUCCGGUAUGCACCUGCUAAAGGAGGGCGUCAAAGCGGUUGAUGCGAUGGAGGUUGACGACGAGGUACAAGGGAUUGCUGACGUCAUUGGCGAGGACAAACUGGUCUCGCGUUCGCUGGAUCUGUCUGCUGCGAGCUCAGACUGCUCGCUACCCGAGCUGCUGAAGCUCGCACACGAGAGUGCGCGGUUGUGCAUGUGCGAGGGCCGAACGGACAUCACGAGCCGUCCGAUCAACCGCUGCAAGGACUGCGGAUCAACCUCCUGUAUUAGGUGUGGGGGUCGGCCAGAGCACAACGCGUCGCUCGUGACCGAGACCCGCGUCCAUCCAUCGAAGUUUGCAGAUCAGAUCAAAGCGACGUUGCCCAUGUGUCUAGCAUUCGAGGGCAUCUCGAAAGAGCUGCUCGAUGCACUGAAGGGUGACGACGACUAUUCGGAGUCAUGGGCUGUCUCCGUGCAGCGCAUCGCUCAAGCAGAGCUGCGAUUCAUCGAGCCCAAGCGCCAGGAGAUCUGGGUCGCGUGCUACCAAUCUCCGUUUGCGCAGCUGGAACUGCAUUUGCAUCCGCAGCAGCCCGAGUGGCGGCUGUACGCUAAAGCCGGCGAGACAGAGCCGGCGAGAGCAGAGAUCCGUAAGAUCCUCAAGGCGCCUGUGGCUCGAUUGCGCUGCUCAGAUGGCCUCUUCUCCGGCGCUUGGGAAGUCUGCUUGCCUCAGUUCUCGAGCGCACAGGUCGAAAUCUCUGGGGAAGGCGAACUGGUUCCAUCCUGGGAAACGAGGCUGGGCUUGACGGACGAUGAGUUUCGGGACAAGAAGGUGUACUCGAAGCUGCGGAUUAGUGCUCCGUCCAACACUCAAUUCGAUCGUGAUAUCUCGGGCGUGUACACGCUUUUGGAUCAAUGCGGGACCGCCAACGGAGCACUGCAUCGCAAAGAGGAGGAUCUGCACUCCAGUUCCCCGCCUUUGUUCAUGCUGCUCGACCCAGAACGCACGACUGAGGACAACGACUCCUUUGUCUUCUCAAUCAGCCCUCGACGGUACGAGUUCGGCGAAUCCCGGCCCAUCGUCGGGAUCUUGGACUCGAAGUGGCGCCCGUCAGACACGACCAAAGUGAGCAAGGUCAUAUGUCGGUUCCCCAUUUGGAAAACCUCGGACAGUCUCCGGCUUGUGCCUACACAUCACCCCGACGCCCGAUAUGCGGUCCCACAGGACGUGCUUCAGCUGACGCACGACGCUUGCGGGAAUCCCUCCGCUGUGUUGGUCUGUCGGGUGCCUCUUCCUAGCGAAACGGGCUCGGAAUGGCCCCGCGGGAAGUGGGGACAGAUAGAAAAGGUGUCCGAGCGGCCUGUAUUCCGCAAGUUGGCGUGGCUGCUCGAGCGGAUCCGACACAUCGACGACCGUUUCUCGGGCACAUGGCACACACUCGAUCUCCCUGACCACUUCCAUCACUGUGACCGCUGUGCACCGCGGCCACCCAAGCUAGAAUGGGUGCAGACGGGAAAGAACAAGACUGUUGCUCUGGAAGAUUCAAUCCAGGCCGGCGCUUACGAGCGCAGUCUCAAAACACGACCCAGUCCGUUCGUGACACAGCUGAUGAUCGACCCAGCAGCUGCCGAUCUAGCGACUGUCCGUGUCGGCUUCAACGCCCCGACCCUCGUCCACCGCGCCCUCUCCCGUCUUCCGACCGCCAACCGUCCCGAGCGGCCCGAGGUCUCGUGGAAGCUGAACACAAGCUACGUCGCGACUGUGAACAGGACCCUGCCCAAAUUUGUCAUCAAGAGCAACAAGCAAGACCAGGAGCACACGCAGCCGCCCAACUUCAAGACAGAAAUGACUCUGCGCCCGGAGCAGUUGCGCUCGCUACACUGGAUGAUUCAGCAGGAAUCUUCCGAUGCGGGCCCGUUCCUGGAGGAAGAGAUCUCCGAGGCCAUGCUCCCGUCUCUCGGCUGGCGCGCCGAAGGCCGUGCGACGCGCAAAGUGCAUCUGCGAGGCGGUGUUCUUGCCGAUGCAGUUGGGUACGGCAAAACAGCCAUCACGCUCGGGCUGAUCGACUGCAACGCGAAAUCGGUGGCGAAAGAGUUCAAGAAAGCCGAGCAGAUCGGGGCGAUGGCUGGCAAGAUCCGCACGAAAGCGACAUUGAUAGUGGUACCGCCCCAUCUGACCCGCCAGUGGCAAAGCGAGGCGCAGAAGUUCGCUAGAAAAGGUCACUUCAGCAUCGUCGUGCUCAGUACCCAGUCUAGCCUUAACAAAGUGUCGAUCGAGGACAUCCAAGAUGCCGAUCUGGUGAUCGUUGCCUCCAGUCUGCAGAAAGGCACGGCGUACCUCGACAGUCUGGAGCUGCUCGCAGCGAACGGGUCUCUGCCACCCUCGGCGUCCGGCGGUCGGCACUUCAAUGCAAGGCUGGAUGAAGUAUGCGAGUCGUUGAAGAAGCAAGUGGAUCGGUUGAGGGACGAGGGCUCCAAGGCCGUGUUGGACGAGAUCAAGGAGGCUCAGAUCGCUGAAGAAAAGGCUGCCCAGGCUCGGAUUCUGCUGAAGCGACUCAAGGGUCGUGCCUACCGCGAGGCCCAGGAAGCCAAGGCCAAAGCUGCUGUGGCAGAGCUUGUCGAUGACCAGAUGGAUGUCGACGAGCACCCGUCGCCCACAUCCUCCAAUUCACGCAAGGUUGAAGUUGUUAUCCCCCUUCCUCCAGGCCGCCGUGCUGGCAAAGAGAUGCCGCUGGCAGACUCUGACUCCGACGACGAGGAAGAACAACCCAAACGGUCUCGCCGUGCCGCCGCCAAGAAGGUUGCCACGAUCGUUAUCUCAGAUGACGAGGAAGACGAUGAGCCCGUAGCCAAGAAAGCUGCCGCUCGCGGCAAGGCCAAACCGCCUGCCAAAGCCAAAACUAAAGCGAAACGAGGUCAGUCAACGGACGAUGACGAAGAUUAUUCUGCUGUGGAUGAUGAAGAUGACUACGAUGAUGACGAGGACGACGAGUUCACCGACACGCCUGUAACGUCUGUGCCCGAGUCGUCAGAUUUCGAUGAGGAGGACGAGGAUGAGGCACCCAAGAAACGCACCGCAGCCAAGAAGCAGCCAGCCAAGGCCAAAGCUCAGGCUGAGAAACGACCCUUGAAGCGGCGAAAAUCUAGGACGACCGAUAACGACUCGGAGGACUCGGAGACCAGCGGCCGGCCAGCUAAAAAGCAGAAACAACGAGUGAUCUCUGAUCCAUGGAAGCUCGACACGGCGAAAACGCGGAAAGACUGGACGCAGAUGCUCGCGCCUCCGCUGGAGAUGUUCCAUUUUGCGCGCAAGGUCGUCGACGAGUACACGUACCUGGACGGCAAGGUGCACACACUCGUCACCCAUCUCACUGCGGAGCGACACUGGGUGUUAUCGGGCACGCCUCCCGUGCACGAUUUCGCCGCCCUCAAGACGAUCUCGGCCUUCCUGGGGCUUCAUCUCGGCAUCGACGACGACGGCGAGGGCCAAUCGACCGAAGUCAAGAAGCGGAAGCGGGAGCAGACGGAUGCGGAGAAGUUCCACUCUUUCCGGGAGGUGCACUCGCUCGAGUGGCAUGCCAAUCGACAUGAGCUGGGACAGCGCUUCCUCGAUCGCUUCGUGCGCCAGAACGUGCCCGAGAUCGACGAGAUCCCGUUCGAGGACAAGGUGGUCGAGAUCGUGCUGCCCGCUGCCGAACGCGCGAUCUACCUGGAGCUCGAGCACCACCUGCGGGCGCUGGACAUGACGAUCAAGCGCGGGAAGAAGAGCGACAGCGAUCGCGAGAAGCGGCUGAACAAGUCGCUGGGCGACAGCAAGUCUGCGGAGGAGGCCCUACUGAAGCGCUGCUCCCAUUUCGACCUCGACACGAAAAACGAGAAUGCCAUGAAAGCCUGUGAUGUCAUCGUCGAGGAGCGCGAGGAGCAGCUGCAGGAAUGCAAGGACGAGUUGCUGCAGGCGGUCAAGGCAGGUGUCAAAAAGGAGAAGGAGCUCGGCACUCUCCCCGAGGAGUCUAUUUUCUCGAUCUGGGUCCGGUCGAUGACAGACACAGGCGUCGAUGACGUCGAUGCGACCACCCACAUCCGCGAAAUCCUUGAACAAGCCGACGUGGCCUCGAUGAAGAAACACCGGAAAUCCGGCCCGGACAAGCUCACCGGCAAAGUCAAGGACGAGAUCUGGAAGCACCGCGAAGCGACGCACGAGAUCCGGCGUCUCUGCAAAGAGCUCGUUGGGCGCGUUCGCUCGCUGCGCUUCUUCUCCGCUGUCCGAGAUCUCCAGAAAGAGCGCGACAGUGACGAGGAGCCACUCGACGUCACUUGCGGGCAUAUGGGAUGCUCGAGCUGCGUGAGAGACUGCGCAGACAAAGAGGAGUGUGUCUACCGCAAGUCGGGCUCAUGCAUGGCCGCGGCGAGACUGCUGAACGUCGUCAAGGCUGACACGCUCGGGGUAGACGACGAAGCGAGAGAUGGCAGGGGGAAGCACUACGGGAAGAAGCUCGAAGAGGCCAUGGAUAUGAUCAAAAACAAGAUCCCGAAGGACGAACGCGUCCUCCUCUUCGUGCAGUUCCAGGACCUGACGAAGAAAGUCGCCGAAGCAUUGACGGACAACGGCAUCAAGUUCCUCGAGAUCCGCGGAUCUGCCUCCGUCAAGAGCAAGAACCUCGAACGGUUCCAGGAGAACGGGGCUAAGAACAAGACCGACGUCGAGCGCGUUCUGUUGCUCAAUUUGAUGGACGAGAGUGCCUCGGGCGCGAACUUGACCUCGGCGAACCAUGCCAUCUUCCUAUCUCCGUUAUUGGCCCCGUCACAAGAGGUGUACGACGCCUGCAUGACCCAGGCGGUGGGACGGCUCGUGCGAUACGGCCAGACCAAGCAUGUCAAAAUCUGGAGAUUCCGAUCGGUUGAGACGAUGGACGAGACGAUCUAUGAGCAGAGGGAGAACGGCAAAAUGUCUUUGGGGAUAUGAAUGUAUAUGUGUAUCGCGCUGAAUAAUGCAACAUUCAAUCUUUC
Molecule: messenger RNA, 8012 nt
Organism: Mycena citricolor
Lineage: Eukaryota; Fungi; Basidiomycota; Agaricomycetes; Agaricales; Mycenaceae
Source: the annotation of a GenBank genome assembly